AUGAGGGUGAAGAGCUUAAUUUAAAAGAAAACACAAUCGCAACUUUCUGUAAAUUAUUCGGGAUCGCCAUGUCAGAACAAAACAUAGACCCCAGUACGAGUAAUCAAAGGCCUAAAGAUAAAGGGAAAAUUGCAAUGAACUCCAAAGAAACUCAUUCUGUGAGCAAACGAUUGCAACAAGAGCUACGCACACUGUUGAUGUCGGGAGACCCAGGGAUCACUGCAUUUCCAGAUGGUGACAAUUUAUUCAAAUGGAUUGGUACUUUAACCGGACCAAAUGGAACAGUAUACGAGAGUCUUAGCUUUAAACUGACACUUGAAUUUCCAAGUGGCUACCCUUACCAUGCCCCGACAGUGAAAUUUGAGACACCAUGCUACCAUCCAAACGUAGACAACCACGGAAAUAUAUGCCUCGACAUCCUCAAGGAGAAAUGGUCUGCCCUGUACGAUGUGCGAACUAUCCUCAUCUCACUUCAAAGCUUACUCGGAGAACCAAACAAUGACAGUCCACUGAAUGCACAAGCUGCUGAGUUAUGGGCCAAUCAGACAGAAUAUAAGAAAGUUCUGCUGGAGAAGUACAAGAGUAACGCUGCGGCUGGAAAUUCAUGAUUCUGAAUACUGAUAUGUACGGGAUUAAAGGGACUAGACACCAGAUGGUCCCAAAAUCAGUGAAUACAUUAUUUCUGCAUAACAAGCCUAAAAUUGUCAAUACAAGCUAGUAUGAUUCAAAUUAACACACUGUUUCGGCAGAGUUAACCGGUUUAAAAAUAGAUCAUUACGCUUUCCUAGUUUAUAGUGUGUGUCAUGUUAUUAGUACAGAUUUAUAUACGGACGCUAUUUUUUCAUUUACUAAGGUAUUUAUUUGGUAGACAAACCUAUGUUUGAAAUUGGAAAAAAAGGCAAAAACUGUGAAAGGUACAUGUGUCAUUGGGAUGUAAUACAUCAGAAAGCAAGAAUCAAUGAGUUGUACGCAAUGAUAUCAAUUUUAUGUACAGGUAAGUUUUUGACAUAUUUUCUUGUUUUUCUGGCAAUUGUAUUAUCUGGUGUCUAUUCCCUUAAAGGACAAUUGAUAAGAGGAAAAUCUAUACAUCAUGUGAACAUGUUCAGUCCUUAGUUUAAACAAUGAUGUCGUUAUGUUCUGUCGCGUCUGUACACCAUUGUUCAUGACUUUAUGUGAUAUGUAAAAUAUAAAUAUGUAUUUUUUUCAAAUGUUCAGGAGCUUAAUUAUUUAGUACGGUCUUGUCACUGUGUGACUUGGAACAUUUUGUUUAGCUUAAUAAUUCAGAACAUUUGAUAACAUUUCAAAUUUGUAAAAGUAACAGAUUUUUUUCUUCUAAGAAAUCUUCAUUGACAUCAUUUGAUGGCAUAUAUAUAUAUCAGCCUGAAAAUUACCGUUUUUUAUAUUACAAUUUUAAAGAACAAAAACAGUUGAAGUAAACAAAAUCUGUAAAAACGAAACAUGCACUCGUACUCCCAAAUAAAAUUUACCACAAUGAAAACAUUUGUUUAAAUAUUUAAAAAAAGGAUGACAAAAUGUCAUAAAUAAUAGUUCUUAUAAAGGAUACCUAGUUAAAUUUGAAAGAAAGCUUCAGUUAAUACAAUAUACAUGUGUAUGUAUUGAUUUUGAAUAUGAUUGUCACUUUAACAAUCUAACGCCACUAUGCAAACCUUAUUGACUGUAUAUUCAUCGAUCAUUAUAGCAUAUUUUAAAUCUGCUUUUGGCAGGACAUUUUCAUAUUGUACAUUUACAUCAUGCUUGUGACUGUUUAUUUCUCCCAUUCAAAUGAAAGAGAGACAUACUGUAUUUGUCAUUUUUCUUCUUUUUCUUCAAUGAAAUUUUGUCUGGAGCAGACAUCGAGAAGUACUUGAAGGUAUUGAUUGAAAUUACCUGUGUGAAGUUAUGCACCUUACAAGAACUCUAACUCUGGGGCACACAAUUGUAAAGUUAUCUCCUAUUGUUAAUUUUUGAUAAUUUAUUUGUCCAGACACUUAAAUACUAAUUAAUUUUUUUAAAUAAUGUAAAAUCUAUAAUAUUUAACCCCCAUCUUCCUUUAACUUAGCUCUAGUUUAAGUAGGGGAGACAUCAGUUUUCGAAGGCGGCGCCUCAAAAACAACAUUUUCAGUUCAUAUUACAAUAAAUAUGCCUUUUGUGUUGCAAAUUUAUUAGGAUAUUUGUUGAUUUCAUUGUAAGAUUUAUUUCAUAGGUGUCGUAGAAAACAUAUAAUCCUGAGUAUCUGUUAUAUCACAAGUAUUCAAUCAUCGAUGUCUUAUUCUCUGAAAACUUUAAUUGGAAACAUUCUAUUCAAUAGUUAUAUCUUUCUUGUCUUUUUCGUUUAUGCUGUCAUCUGUGUUUUAUUGAUAUGCAGAAUGUGUGUCUUGUUUAAAUGCACCAUUGUCAAUUCAUCGUCUCUAUCUUGUCAUGAAUUGUUUCCCGGAACUGAUUUUUAGCAUCAAUGCAAUGAUUGUGACAGUGUGCAAGUGAUCCAAUCCUUUACUGGAAAAACCUAUACGAUUAAUUCUAUUGCAUAUCUACUGUUUUGUAUUCAAAUCUAACCGUAGAUCAGCUGUGAAAUAGCUGUGCUCAGGGGCGUUGAAGGUUAUGCUUGCUUAGAUGCAAUUAUCAAUAUCAUGUUUUUUGCAAUAUCUGUAUUCUUCAUAUCUUUGUAAAGGAGUAGUCUGUAAUAAGUUAUUGGUUUUAACACUAUUAGUUUGUCAUUGGCGUUGACAUUUGCAAAACAUUGGCCAUCACUCGAAAAACAUUUAUUACAGGUACAAAUAAAACUUUUUACCAAUGUUUUUUGUGGGGUCUUGUUUUGAACUAAUGUUGCCCGAGAAAAUAUGCACAUGUAUAGUCAAAAACAUUUUGCUUCAAUAUUAUUUGAAGUAAAAAAAAAGAUGACAGAUUCUUUUACUUGUUUUGUGAUGCUUAACUAGAUUGUCUAUCACAGUAAUGUCCAUACUCUGUGUAAAGUCUGUAAUGUGUGUAAUAUCUGUACCAUGUAUUAAUUCUGUAAAGUAUUCUGGCUAUCUAGUGUGUAGGUCAUGCUGUUAGGAAUGACAUUUGCUCAAUAUUUCUCAUCUUUUUCUCAUUCAUUAACCUUCCUCUGUCUUGAACAUGUAAUUAUUUGUAAACCAUUUGUACAAUAUUUGAAAAAAAUGUGUUAUAAAUUGACAAUAAAAAUGUAAUUUA
Messenger RNA from Mya arenaria, 3189 nucleotides. Its product is annotated as ubiquitin-conjugating enzyme E2 C-like. The record is from RefSeq and is a predicted model, not a curated record. NCBI's taxonomy places the organism in Eukaryota, Metazoa, Mollusca, Bivalvia, Myida, Myidae. The transcript is spliced from 5 exons. Bases 69 to 608 code for a protein of 179 amino acids.